This is a messenger RNA of Durio zibethinus, 2337 nucleotides long. RefSeq names its product protein FAR1-RELATED SEQUENCE 9-like. Gene Ontology annotation, biological process: regulation of DNA-templated transcription. The record is from RefSeq and is a predicted model, not a curated record. Gene Ontology annotation, molecular function: zinc ion binding. NCBI's taxonomy places the organism in Eukaryota, Viridiplantae, Streptophyta, Magnoliopsida, Malvales, Malvaceae.
GCUCAAAACCCGUAGUCCCUGGGGCCUGGAUUCAGAAGGCCUAAAAAAAUAGCUGUAGAUGAACAAAAAGUUGAUGCAGGGACAAAACGGGACAGCCGUAAGUUUCCAGUUUCUACAGAGUCUGAUGUGUUGAAGAACAGCAGUCGUAAAAAGUGUGGGCAAAUCCCACUUGUCGUCUGAACCUGCCCGAACUGUAAACAAAUAAGAAUAGUGAAUCUUUUACCCAUUUCGAAACUUCGAUUGAAGCUCAUCAAGAACAAGUCAAGUCCUCGCCUUCCAGUGAACAGCGGAGAAACUUUCGGCUUUUAUCUUGAGCGGGGAUUAGGUGGGAUUUUAGAGACAAAUGAGUGCCACCAGACACAGGACCAUAGCUGGUGGGGUUCACCAUGUAUUGGACUAUCUGAGACGAAUGCAAGCAGAGAAUCCUUCCUUUUUUUAUGCAAUUCAAGGUGAUAAUGACCACACUAGUGGAAACAUAUUUUGGGCAGAUGCGACAUCGAGGAUGAAUUAUACUUACUUUGGGGAUACUGUCAUAUUUGACACAAUAUAUAAGACAAAUCACUAUAGGGUGCCAUUUGCCUCAUUCACUGGACUCAACCACCAUGGGCAACCAGUGUUGUUUGGAUGUGCUUUAAUUCUCAAUGAGUCUGAGUUCUCAUUUGCAUGGUUAUUCCAAACUUGGCUUCGUGCAAUGUCUGACCGACAUCCUGUCUCUAUAACAACUGACCCUGAUCCUCUCAUACAGAUGGCUGUUUCACAGAUUCUUCCAGAAACACGCGUUCGGUUCAAUAGAUGGAGCAUUUGCAAAGAAACACAAGAGAAGCUGGCUCACAUAUACCGAUCACAUCCUACUUUUGAAACGGAAUUUAAGAAAUGUAUUAAUGAGACUGGGACAAUUAAUGAGUUUGAGUCAUCUUGGGUAUCGCUUCUAGAAAGGUACUUUGUCAUGGAUAAUGAAUGGCUUCAGUCAAUGUACAAUGCUCGGCAACAGUGGGUCCCUGUUUAUUUGCGAGGUACCUUCUUUGGGGAGUUAUCUAUAACUGAGAAAAAUGGAGGUUUAAACUCAUUCUUUGAAGGGUUUGUGAAUGCAUCAACCACCAUGCAGAUGUUGAUUAAACAGUACGAGAAAGCUGUAGCAAGUUGGCAUGAGAAAGAAUUGAAGGCAGAUUAUGACACCACUAACACUACACCAGUUCUUAAGACUCCAUCUCCCAUGGAAAAACAAGCAGCUAACCUCUAUACAAGAAGAAUAUUCAUGAAGUUCCAAGAGGAGUUGGUUGAGACCCUUGCUAAUCCUGCAACUAAAAUUGAUGACUCAGGAACUGUCACAACAUAUCGGGUCGCCAAAUUUGGGGAAGACCACAAAGCGCACACUGUUAGUUUCACUUGUUUUGAGAUGAAAGCUAGUUGCAGCUGUGAAAUGUUUGAAAUUUCUGGAAUAAUAUGCAGGCACAUAUUAGCAGUUUUCAGAGCAAAAAAUGUUCUUACACUUCCUUUGCAAUAUGUACUAAAGCGAUGGACGAGAAAUGCCAAAAGUGGGGCUGCGUUGGAGGAACGUGCUUCUGAAUUGCCAAAUAAUUCUCGGGAGUCCUUAACAGUUCGGUAUAACAGUCUACGCCAAGAAGUUAUUAAGUAUGUUGAAGAAGGGGCAAAAUCUAUUCACAUUUACAAUGUAGCAAUGGAUGCUUUGCACGAGGCACUGAAAAAGGUUGCCGCUGCAAAAAACCAAAGCCCUACCUCUGCAGAAGAUGGAGGAGCACUGAGCAAUGGAGGUAAUCAAGAGUUGCAUGCAGCUGGAGAUACUGAAACAGUGGCAUGUCAAUCAUCGGCUGAGAAGGAAAAUAAAAUUCGUGAUUUGACUAUGGAGUUGGAGAGCACAAACCAGCGAUGUGAAGUGUAUAAAGCAAAUCUACUGGCUGUUUUGAGGGAUAUGGAAGAACAGAAGUUAAAGCUGUCUGUUAAAGUUCAAAAUGCAAGGCUUAGUUUGAAAGAGUGAAUGUAAUCAGUAAAGAAAUGUUGUCAAAAUGAGUCUUUCCCGUAUCUUAGAUGAUUCGGCAAAGAUUGAUCAUUGACUGGUGGGAUUAAUUUGCUAUAAAAAAUAAUGUAGUUUAGAUUGUAUGAAAAAAAUGUUAGGUUCUUUGGAGAGCCAGAGCAGCUUUCUAGUUUCUACCUUCCACUGCAGCGAAGGCAUUACAGCAAUCAAAGUUCCGAUUUGUCAUAUGGACCAUGAGCCACAUUUGGGGGCAACUUGUUUCCUUGAGACUGAACCUGAGACUAACAACAUAAAACUAUACAUUAACUAUGCAUACCGGGCGCAAGUCAUCUCAUCUCAAUCUC